This is a messenger RNA of Rhagoletis pomonella (apple maggot), 1162 nucleotides long. RefSeq names its product peroxisome biogenesis factor 2 (gene Pex2). The record is from RefSeq and is a predicted model, not a curated record. Gene Ontology annotation, molecular function: zinc ion binding. Lineage: Eukaryota; Metazoa; Arthropoda; Insecta; Diptera; Tephritidae. Gene Ontology annotation, biological process: protein import into peroxisome matrix. Gene Ontology annotation, cellular component: peroxisomal membrane. The transcript has 4 exons. The coding region runs from base 140 to 994 and encodes 284 amino acids.
AUAACACUGUCCGCUCUGUUAUUCCUUUAUCUGUUUUGUUUUCAUCGAAUUUUUCUUAUUUUUGCUAACAAACGAGGGCAUGGUGCAGCAAAUACUUGAUUUUACCAUUUUUUUUUUAUAAUUAUACAAAUAGGACGAAAUGGCUGAAAGAAUCUUAUAUGUCCCACGUGUCAAUCAGAUCGAUGCGAUUAAUUUAAAUCGAGAUAUUACUCGGCUAAUACGAGAUAAUUUAUUGGAAAACUUACAAGCGAUAUCACCCUCCUUAUUUGCGAAGAUACAGCCGGAAUUGGAUUUGUUUAUACAAUCUGCAAUUUGGUUAGGAUCCGUUGGCAAACAAUGCUCUACAUUUGGACAGCAAUUGCUUGUUUUAUCAUAUGACAAGGAGCAUUUGACUAUGUCGAGACUAUGUUUACACUUUAUACUAACAGUACUUCCAAAAUAUAUUAAAAAUUGGGAUGAUCGCCGAACAACUAUACGCGCCGAGUGGCUGCACAAGGCAAUUGAGUGGGGCGAAAAUGCGGCUUUACUGUUGUCUGUUCUCAAUUUUUUUCGUUUCUUGAAGACAGGUCGGAAACCAACUUUGGUCGAUUAUAUUCUUGGCUUGGAUUACAUUAGUUUACGACACAAUCAGAGGCGUGACAUAGGGUACAAAUACCUCACACGAGAACUGCUUUGGGGUGGCUUCAUGGAAAUUCUGGGGUUGCUGUUGCCGGUCAUUAAUUUCAGGAAAAUUCGACGUGUUUUUAACAAUACUCUAAAAAGUGUAUACUCACACCGAAAAACUUCGAAGGCGCACAUUGCCGAGGAGAACGUAAUUGUAAUGACUUCGAAUACGGUUUGUACCUUCUGCGGCGAACGUCCAACGAUACCUCAUCAUAUGGGUUGUGGGCACAUUUAUUGCUAUUAUUGCUUGUCGGCCAAUAUUUCCACUGAUGCAGAUUUCAAUUGUGUUGAAUGUGGCGCAACUUGUUUUAAUGGAAUUUGGGCAGUAUAGUUGCAGAGUAAUGCCCAUACAUACACACCUAUAAUGCCUAUGGAUUUGCACGUAUAUGUAUACCUCAAUUCAUAUACGAAUAAACAUGAUAAGGGGAUAAGGGUAAUUGUAGUCAUGUACUCGGUUUUAAAGUAUGUGUAAAUAAAAUAACUUUUUUUAAUAAUAGAA